GUUAAAUUGCCGUCAUGGCCUGUUUUUUGUUUUUUUUCCCACAGUAGGAGAACUGUGAAUUAUUGAAGACCUUUCACUUGGAUAAGUCAAAUAAUGGAGAAGGAGGUGUGUGUCCAGAGCUGGCCGUGUUCAUAUUUCCUAAACCGUGAAAGACGAUGGCUGCCUGGGAAGCUUUCACUGACACCAACACAUCUACGGUUUAAGGCAGAGAGUACAAGUGACUACUUAGUGAACUUCCACCUUUCCAGCAUUUGUGAAAUCAAGAAGGAGUCAUCCAGUUACAUAUUCAGCUCAAUCACAGUUCUAGAGAAGGACCAAGCAAAACAUUGGUUUAGUUCUCUCCAACCGAACCGGAGUGUUGUCUUCAACAUUAUUGAACAUUUCUGGAGAGAGCAGUUACUCUCCUCUCAAGGAGCUCAGGACACUUCUUCAAAAAACUCUACAGGACAGGAGCUUGUUAAUAUUGCUUCUGGGUCCCAGAAACAAAUGGAAGAUACAACUAAGGUGCUUCACCACCAGGGGCAACAGUUUGAGAACAUCAUGAAAGGCCUGAACAAGAUUGAAGGAGACAUGGCUACUGCUGACAGGUGAAGUGAAUGUUAAAUCCUGAUUAUUAACGAUGAUAUCUUAAUGCUCUUUAUUUAAAUAAUUAUAUUGUUUUCACAGAAGUUCAAAAAUGUCAACUUGCUUGGUCAACCUUAAAACGACACUCUUGGUAGGGGUUAUUUUUUUGGGGGAAGGGGGGCGACUAGGGGUUUGGGGACCCUAGUCACCUGGAGUGGUUACAUUUUUAUUCAGGUCCCCAACCACAUUCUUAAUUAUGGCCCCCACCCACCGCUCAGGGGUGGGGUCCGGGGGGGAGGACAGUAGGUCCCCCCUCCACAUUCUUAUUUAGGGCCCCCACCCAUCACACAGGGGUGGGGGCAAGAGGUAUUUUUUUUUUUUUUUUUUACUUAGUAUUAGUAAAUUUGCUGCUUAUUUUAUGUUAUUUUAAGUGAUUUCCCUAUCCACAUUUGUUUGCAGGGCACUUGUCCUACUCUUACCCCCAUUUUACUUCCUUUUGCAGCCCUCUAGCCCUUUCCAGGACUUUUUUAGAGGCAUUUUAGUGCCCAAAAGUUCGGGUCCCCAUUGACUUCAAUAGGGUUCAGGUUCGGGGUCAAGCUUGAUCCCGAACCCGGACUUUUUUUUGAAGUUCGGCGGAACCCGCCGGACCCGAACAUCAAGGUGUCCACUCAACUCUAAUUACUGGGAGUAUUAUUGCUGUGGAGCUCUGUUAUACACUCAGACACACCAACUAUAUAAAGCUCCUAGAAAAGAGAGACAUUAGGAUAAAAAGGAGAGACAGAGGGAUUUAGGCCCAAAAUUGGGACUCUCCUUCCUAAAUAGUGAUACUUGGGAGGUAUGAUUUAGUGCUUUAAAAACUGUGUGGUGAGUUGUAUACUGGUUUGUAAUUGCUUUAAUCCCUUUGAAGGAGAACUGUCACUUUUUAAUAUCACAAUUUUGUUUAAUAAAUAUGUAUUUGUGAAGUUUGAAAAAUAGAAUGUAAUUGAUCAUUCUAACCCUCUACGAACACAACGUGGAAGGUGCCAGCAGGUGGCGCUAGAUUCAUUAGAAACAUUAAAGCAUACAUGCUCCUUUUUAUCCAAUGGAAUUAUUAUUAAUAUCAGCGUUUAUAUAGCACCAACAUAAUCCACAGCGAUGUACAAUAAUCCAUUUGGAGAUAUAAAACAACAAGUAUUGGCAGAGAUGAGGUGAAUAGGGCCACACUCAAAAGAGCUAAUAAUAAAUAUUACAAUUUGUUUUGGCUGGUAAUUAACUUGGAUGUGACAGAGCAAACCUAAAGCACAGUAUACUCACGUGACUGACAGCUUAGAUUUCAUGUCAAUUUAAGCUUUUAUUAGCAUUUUUCAAUUCAGAUUCUAGAAUAUAUUGGCAUUUCUUUAAAAGGAAAUUUCCUGUGUGUGUGUGUGACUAACACACACACACUGUCACAUACACAGUUUCACUUACACACAAACGUUCAGUGACAUUCACAGUGCCACUUCACAUUUCACUAACACACACACACUCACUGACAUACACAAUGUCAUUUACACGCAGUCACUAACACACACAGUGUCACUUACACACUCUCACUCACACAUAGUGUCACUGACAUACACACGCAGUUUCACUGUGGUAGGUGUGGUCGUGGUGGUAGGAGUAUUCAUGUGCAGUGUUUCUGCUUGAGUUUAGUUAAUAGUGUUCAGGGUGCUAGUUGCACCCACAGCACACAUGACUUGGGCAAGCCAGAACUCUGUUUCGGGCUUCCAAAUGUAAAUUCUGUGCAUAAAAAAAAUGUCUAUCGCCAGCGCACACUUCAGUUUUCUCUUCCCUUCCACUGUGUGAGCCCUCCUGUCUCUGUAAACUGUAAAAUUGUUUUUUAUUUAAAUUAAAAUAAUUCCCUACCCUCCCUCCCUUCCCUACUUCCUCACUCCCUCUUACUCCCCCCAGCCAUCACCCCUUACCUUCAGAUGGACCAUACGUAAAUGCUGUGAAUGGAGCAGAGGGGUCCAGCCUGCAGGUAGCUGCUGUUGUUUCUGGUGGGGGGAGCAGGAGAGCUGUGCACUGUGAGCACAGGCUACUCGGAGUGCUUCUGGUGUUCGCAGGCAGGGGGCAGCCGGGAAGUCAUGUCAUGUCCUUCAGGAAGCCCAGUGCUUUGCUCGGGUGCUGGGGUUACAGCAUACCCCGCUCCCCAGCAGGAAGCCUCCUGGUGGACGCCCCCAUGAGGCUGGCACCCCAGGCAAAUGCCUUAUUCGCCUAAUGGUAACGCCGUGCCUUCUCCUUUUUUUUGUGGUUUAUAAAUGUAGCAAAUGUAGCAGAACUCCUUGCAGCUGUAAGUCCCCCAGGACAAAGCAAUGAAUACACUGUUCACAGCAGUAUUUGAAUGUCGUGACUACGCUGGGGAGGUAUGUACCUAUCAAGUCCCCCACAUUCCUAGAUACUGCAUGGUGGCAUCUAUAGCAUCCUGGAAAACCACAAAUGGAACUAUGUGUAAGUCAAUGGCAGCCACGCUAGAAUAAUAUCAGUUCGAGACGUUCAGAUGAAUGGAGCUGCAGGCAAGAGCUGAAUGGCAUUCUGUGAAUAACAGCCCUAACAGAGGCUACACUCGGCUCCGGCCGAAAACAAACAAUAAAAACAGGUUAGGAUUGCCUGGCAGGCUAUAAACGUUUCCCUAAUUUGAGCAGAGCUCCCUGCUGGAAAAUUCUAAUCUCAAGAAUUUGCAACAGAUGCAGAAAAGUCAAAAGCAGUAUUUAUAUAUAUAUAUUUAUAUUUUCUAGAAUGAUUUUUUUUUCUUCAUAUUUUUAAUGCAUUAUCCAUAUGAUGCAUUAACGUGGCCUGCAGUAUUUACUGAAUUUGUUGGCUUCUCUCUUCUUAUAUUUUCUAUUCUUUGAUAUCAUUAGGGCUCGCUACGACCCCCUGGUAGACCUCUGUUAGAUCUUGGUAUUUUCUCUUAUUCCUGACGACCUUUGAUGGAUUUGUAACACUGAGGAGCAUUUUCCUCACCUGGCACAACUUGAAAAGGCAAUCCCACAACAGUGCGCUUUCUCAUCCGCCUUCUCUUGUGUCGAGAGCUGCCAUCCUAUGGAACAGACUGACACCUUCCAAGGAAAAUAUUGACCCAAAUGAAAAUUUCUUCCUAUCUUGUAAAAGUUGUGAAGCACAGCAGCCGCCUAAUGUUUAAUAAGUGACAGCAAAGUCUAAUGUUUUACGAUAAUUUAACCUCUGUGGUGCUCGGGAGACUUGCUGGCGUGUUUUAGGCCACAGUCUGGCAAGGUGUAACUGGCACAGAAAUGGUUAAUUAAAAUAGUGAAUCACCAUUUUCAUAGUGCUAUUUAUUCGGCUGUGUAACAUUACCUCCCCUUAUUAUUCUGGAAAGAGAGAUGAGAUUUAAUGUUUCCUGGUUUGCAGUAUUUUGUGAUUGAAAGGAUGUGAAGGCUUUGCAAUUGUGUUGGAAAAUGGAAAGGCUUAGACUUAUCCAUAGGAUCGCUGAAUAUCCAAUGAUUUCUUGCUUUAACUGGCUGCAUUUAAAAAUCUAUUAGAUUGAAUAGAUUUGAACACAGUUCAGCCUUCCUAAAGGAAACAUUAUAAUCUGGGCUCAGCCACCCAUAAUGCAGACUUACAAAGUGUCUCUAUGUAGAAGGAACAGUCCCUAUUUUGGGCCCGAAUCCCUUUGUUCCUCUUUCUUAUUCUCAUGUCCCUCAUUUCUAGGAGCUCAGUUGUGUUAGUAUGUGUUCAUUUUAGUUGUAUAAAUUAGUAAGUCACCUAAAUUUUGCCAGAACAACCCCAUCUACCCCACAGCUCACACCACUCCCACCCCUGAAAUGAAAGUGUCCCUUUAUGUCCAUUUGAAAUGUUAGGAGGUAUUGCAUAAUAAAGAAAUGUAGAAAUCGUGUUUGUUUUUCAAACUUUCCUGGUUCCUUGAGUGAAGUGGGGUGAAAACUUUUGAAGACAAAGAAACAUUUUGGAUAUAUCUGUCAAUUCCCCCCUUCUAUUUCCCAAAACCUGCAUAUAGGUAUGCACACAUACCACUGUGGAUAAAAUAUUAAACUUGUGAUGAUAUUUAUUAUUACAAUUGCACCACCUUUGGUGUCCCGGAAGUGGGGGCGUGCUCAGAACCCUGUGUGAUCCAUCCUGGUAUACCUGGGAGCAGUUUGGGGAGCAGUUGGUUGGGUGAACUAACAGACAUAGCAUCCCACCCACACAGGGGGCCUUCCAGUUAUAUAGGCCCUUAGACCCCUCCUCAUGGGAGGGUCCCCACUUCCUUUCCCCUAUUUAAGCCCGCCCACCCUAGGUCCUGGGCUCAGUUGUUUUAUGAACUCCCUAGGGAUCAAACGUCUCCUCUGCCUUGGUUAACCCCUGCCUCUCUGGACCAAUGCUGGACCUUAUGGUAAAUCUUUCCCUAGUUGUUUAUUUAGCCAAAGACUUUAUACUUUUGCUUGCUUAUCCUGUCUAGAAUGUAAACUAAGAAUGUAUUUUGUUUUGGUGGUCCUGGUCCUACACUAUUUUGUUUUGUUCUCUUACUUUUCAGCUAAUGCCAUUUGUUUUAUUAAUAAAGACUUUAAAUUAAGUGCAUGUGCUUUGUUCAGAUCUCUGCAUACUAAGCCCAUUCACCACAAACCUGUGACACUUUAGAAAUUUGCCCUGGAAUUGACCUCAAACCCCCAAUGUCUUUUUUAUUAUUAUUUAAGCCCACAUUUCUUUUUUUUUAAAUUCUUUAUUUAUGAAAUGAUCAGACACCACAACAGUAUAUGCAACAUGAUGCAAUAAAGAACAACAUCGCAAUCACCAAAACAAUGCGCAUUACUUGUAAAAAACAAACAAUAUUGCAAAGUCUGACUACCAAUCACAAACAGCAUAUCUAACAUAUGAAUGUCGUCUUUACGAGUUUGAUUACUGCGGUAUCCCACCCAUUUUAUUUUAAGUAAGACAAUAAGUUCCCAUCUGAUAGUGAAAUACACAAUGAUAUUUCACGCUAUCCAUCCAUAGCUACCCCUAGAAUGCAGUAAGAAUUUGGCUAGGUCAAUGAACCAAAACUCAGUGUACAGGGAUGACAUUUAUGCGAAGAUAUUUUAAUAAUAGCCUACCAAUAAACACCCCUCGACCCGCCCCUCCAAAUAUAGCUUCAGUGAGCCAUAUGGUAACUGGGCAGUAACCAGAUAGAUGGGAAAAGACAAUAAAAAGAUAAAUAAAGAAAAGAACAGGUUAACCGAAAGAGGAGUACCAAAAGGAUAGAAGAGAAAAAAGAAGAGAGAGUAGGAUUGGGAGGGGGUAUUAUAGUGAUUUUCCCAGAAUAGUAAUGAUGCCGAUACGAUCAGAUAGCUGGAUAGCCACGAGCCGGGAUGUUUUUAGCAAGUACCGCCAUGCCAGUGCGAAAAACUAUAAACCGUGAACAUCUCGUGGGAUCCUGAGGGUCCCGCUUCGGAAGGGGGAGUAAAAGUGUGCUAUGCAUCCUGUCAUCAAUAGAGGUGUUUCGGGGUACGCAGGGAACGAGCCCGUCCCCCACUCCCCUAAUCACCCACCCCACUAGCCACCCACGGGUUCCAAAUCUUUUCCAUUUUCUUCUUAGUGCCCCGGACCCUAGCUGUUAACUCGUCCAUUAUGUAUGUAUCCUUAAUCUUUUGUAUCACCACCUCCAUAGGGGGGGUCUCUCCCUGUAGCCACACUUGGGCCAUGGCCCUUCUGGCAGCCAGGGUCACCUUAUGUAGUAAAUUUUGUUCCGAUCUGGACCAGUUCUCCAGCGAUCUGGCCAGGAGGAAAACCCAGGGGUCUGGUUUGAUCACCCUAUCAAAGAUAUUUCCCAGUAAAUCCGCGACCCGUUUCCAGAAUUUUUGUGCCUCUGGACAGACCCACCACAUAUGUAAAUACGUCCCUUUCUGGCCACAUCCUCUCCAGCAUAAAUCUGUAUUAAUUUUAUUCAUCCGGUAAAGCUUCGCCGGGGUAGCGUACCACCGGAACAUAGUCUUAUAGGCUUGUUCUUGAAAUGUGACACAAAUAGACGAGGUCGCCGCUGCCUCCCAGAUCUCUUGCCACUCAACACCCUCCAGUUCCUCAUUCAGAUCCAUUUCCCAUUGAGACGUAUAAUGAAGCUCCCCCCAUUCAGAUGUGGUCGUACUGAGGUGCGCGUAUAAGUUAGUGAUGAGGCCUUUCGGAAAUUGUUCUUGAAUGCACAUUCUUUCAAAAAACGUGAGUGGAGUCAAGGCGCUAGUUUUAAUCUGUGGGUUAUGGGCGAAGUCCCUUAACUGGAGGUAUCGAAAAAAAUUGGAGGGACGUAGAGUAGCUCUGGACUUCAAAUCAUCGAAGGAUAUAAAAGCACCCCCCUCAUAAAGAAGACAUAGUCGUUGUACCCCUGUGCUCUCUAUGCCCUUAAAGUUUCUGGCUUCCAAUCCCGGAGGGAACGCUCGAUUCCUCAGAUAAGGGGCCAAUGGGGUUAAGCCCACAUUUCUAUAGGUUCUUUUAAAAGUAGCAUGUUACUAUAUUCACAGGAAUAAGGCCCUGGGGAGAUAGCACGGCUAAGCGGACAAGGACACAUGUUUGAGUGUGGGGAUGGAUGCUUGUGAUUGGCUGUGUAUGUAUGGGAGUGGUUAUGUGUUUGGGAGUGGUGUAGAGAUCAUCUUACCUCAGUGCCUCUUGGGAGACGGGCCAGCAAACAACUUCUCUACCACCCACCCUCUUUUCUAUUUGUUAUUGUUUAUGCUACAGCUAGCGGGGGGCGUGUCCUUGCCAAUAGGUGUUGGGGAGCUAUCACAUGGAAUGUCAGGAGAUGGACAAGGUCGGGUCUCAACCUCCCCUGCUCUGUAGGAUAAACUUUUCCAUUACCGACUUGGACGUGCUCACCGAGCUAAAAGCCGGCUGGUGGUGAGCAUUAAAAGGAAAAGGCGAGAAUCCAGUGGGAAAGUUGGUGCAUAGGCACCUGGCCUCAUUCAUUUGCAAAGACGUUUAUGUAUGCUGUAGGGCCUAGGUGAAUUUAUAUGUUAAGUUAAGGAUUAUUUAUGUAUUUUUCUAUGGUUAUAAUUAAAUGAUAAAGUUAGUAAAUGUUGGAUGAGUCUUAUCGUCUUAUGUUUAAUAAAUGCUGUGUCCUGUUUCAUCCAAAUUCGGUAUUGGAGGUUAUUUGGGGUAGGCUCUGUUUUUCUUAUUUGCACCACAUUCCCCACUACGUCCAUGCAAGACAAGACCAUGUGUUUAAGUCUUACGUUAACCAGAAAGUAUCUAUAGUUAUAAAUGGAUAAAGAUACAUGCGAGAUAUGUAGACCAUUAGGGAUACCUCAUCUAGUGUAGUCUUGGAGCACUAUAAUUUUUGAUUUUCUUAUCAAUGUACUUACUCUGUUCUGUCAUUUACAGGAUGCUGUGUAUACUUGAAUCUCCUUCUUGGUGGCCCUUCAGCAUGAAGCCUUGGAAGAGUGCUUCAUGUGUCCAGCGCAAAGAAACCUCCAUGGACUCCAGUUCUCAGGUUAAUGACAAGGAAGGUAGCCUACUGAUGAUCCCAGUAAUCUUCUCCAACAAACCAGAUCAGCAAUUUAAACCGGGGAAGCUCACCUUGUUACCAACCGCCCUGGAGAUCUGGGACUGUAAUUCUCAGCUGGUUCACCGAUAUGAGAUACAAGAUGUGGAUGACAUCAAAAUCUUCACUGGAUAUGAUAUUAGUGUUCGGCAAAGAUUUAUUGGCAAACCAGACAUCACAUAUCGAAUUCUGUCGGCUAAGCUGCCUGACAUUAUCCCAAUUCUGGAAAUGCAGUACAGUAAGAAGAUUGAAUUCCUUGAGGACUCUUUAAUGUUCCGUGAAGCAUGGAAACACACUCCAAGCGAUGGCUCUAGUCCUAUACUGGAAACUGGUAUGAAAAUACAAUUUCAUGUUUUUGUAUGGCUUAUGUUAGUUAUGUGGUUAGCAAUAUACGAGGAGUGUAAAACUGUGUCCAUCUGUUAUUUAAUAUAUAUAUAUUUUUUAAAACACUCAAAUUUUAAAGGAACACUAUAUGGCCAAACAUGUAUUUCUGACCAUGUAGUGUUAAAACACCAUCUAGCCUCCCUGACUUCAUCUUACCUCCCUAAAUAUAGUAAAAUCUUACUUUUACUCCAAUCUGCUGCUGGCGGCUCUGGCCCUGAUCUGGCUGACAGCAUAAGAAGCGUUAGUCAAAGCCAAUCAAAAUGCUUUCCCUAUAGGGAAGCAUAGGAUUGGCUGAGACUGUCAAGGAGGCAGAUCAGGGGAAGAGCCAGCACAAGCCAAACACAGCUUUGGCCAAUCAGCGUCUCCUCAUAGAGAUGAAUUGAAUCAAUGUAUCUUUAUGAGGAAAGUUCAGUGUCUGCAUGCAGAGGGAGGAGAUACUGAAUGUUUGGAUGCAUUUUAGGCAGCCAUGACCCAGGAAGGAUCUCUAACAGCCAUCUGAGGAGUGGCCAGUGAAGUUAUCACUAGGCUGUAAUGUAAACACUGCAUUUUCUCUGAAAAGACAGUGUUUACUGCAAAAAGCCUGAAGGGAAUGAUUCUACUCACCAGAACAAAUUCAAUAAGUUGUAGUUGUUCUGGUGACUAUAGUGUCCCUUUAAGGUCGUAUAUACACCUACAUUACCUUUUCUUAGAACAUUUUUCACAGCAUGCAUUUAACCUCCUUAAAGAACCAUUACUAUGUAUUACAAUCAUUUUACACUUUAAUCUCUAAAAAGAAUGCCAUUUGAUGGCAAAUCAGCGUGCACUUUAGAAGAUACGUGCCAUUUGAUGCCAUCUCCGUAAAGUUCUAGGUACCAACCUACCUGCAGUGAUUUUUAUACCGAAUCAAUAGAGGAGACAGACUAGACCCUCUAACCAAUCGCUUACAAAAACAAGGGUUUUCCAGAGACAGACCUAAUUCGCUGUCGGAGGAAGCGGGUAUAAAAUUACAUGUAGCUUCAAAAUAUACAUCGAGUUUUCACAUCUGUCAGAUAUGAGCACGAUUGUAAUAUGUGUUACAAUCAAAAAAGCAGCUUCAUGGGCUGUAAUCAGACAGAAUGUAUUGUUAAAUAUGUGUUUUCUGGUUAGGUCUGAUACCAAAGCUGUAAAAAGAAAUGAAACCACAAUAGGGAGUUACAUCACAAAGCUAAAACUGACCAAAGGGCCACUUUGCAGGUCUACCCCAUAAAGCCACAAGCAGGUCCAAGAAGUAACCACCUUUCUAGUAGGAUUGACAGUAUACGUACAAAUUUUACAUAUUGAAUUGGCAGCCAUGACGUUGAUGGAGGUAAUAGGACUGGUCUACAGUCUCCAUUAGCUAACACAGUAUUAUAGUAAACAACACUUAGAUCGCAAAAUUAGAUACAAUUGCCUGCAGCAUAGAUCAUCAUACAAUCCUCAGGCAUUAUCAAAGGUCCUAAUUUAGAGGAUCUUCUUAUAUUGAUCAUAAACAGCUUCUUCUUAACCUCUGUAAUCUUGCUCUACGAGAUACUGCUCUCACCUGGUGCUCCUCCUACCUCUCCCAGUGCUCUUUCAGUGUUUAAUUCUCUGGAUCCUUUCCCCAACCCCUCUAUGUUGGUGUCCCCCCGUCACCUCUCUCUGUUGGUGUUCCACCAAGGUUCUGUCCUCGGUUCCCUAAUGUUCUUGAUCUAUACUGCCUCCCUUAGUAAACUCACCAGUUCCUUUGGCUUACAAUAUCAUUUCUGUGCAGAUGACAUGGAAAUCUAUCUGUCCUCUCCUGAUCUCUCGCCACCCCUUUUGACUGCCUCUCUGCUAUUUCUAACUGGAUGGCUGCUCACUUCCCUAAAGAGACACUAUAGUCACCAGAACAAUUACAGCUUAAUGUAGUUGUUUUGGUGAGUAUAGCAUGCCCCUGUAGGCUUUUUGCUGUUAACACGGCCUUUUCAUAGAAUAGGCAGUGUUUACAUUGCUGCCUAGUAACAACUUCAGUGGCCACUCCUCAGAUGGCCAUUAGAGGUGCUUCCUGAAUCAGUGCUGCACAAUGCGCAGCAAUGACAUUCAGUGUCUCCGCGCCCUGCAUGGAAACGCUGAUAGCUUCCCAUAGAGAUGCAUUGAUUCAGUGCAUUUUUAUGAGGAGAUGCUGACUGGCUAGGGCUGCGUUUGGCCCCACCCCGCCUCCUUGUCUGAGAUCAUCUGAAUUGACGUUCUCAGCCAAUCCAUUGCUUUCCUUUGGAAUAAUCAUUUCUGAUAUCAGCCAGGGAAGAGGAUUGAAGGCAAAGCCAGCACCAGCAGCCAUGUGCAGCACUGGGAAGAAGGUACGUUUUCUUAUAAUUUAAAGGGGCCAGGGACCCUACAUGUGUUUUUACCACAAUAGUGUCAGGAAUACACAUUUGUGUUUCUGACCCUAUAGUGUUCCUUUAAACAUAACCUGUCCAAAACAGAACUUCUGGUCUUUUCUCCCUCUAGUGUAUCUACUCCCAUGUAUGUCUCCCUCUGAGUCAAUGGCUCUACCAUAACCUCUACCUCGCAGGCUCGCUGCCUACGUGUUGUCUUUGAAUUUGAUCUCUCCUCCACCCCUCAUGUCCAAUCAAUUGCCGAAUCCUGCCGCUUCCAUCUCAAAAACAGAGUGCGCAUCCGCCCAUAUUUAAUGCCAGAUGCGGCUAAGGAGCUGGUCCUUGCAUUGUCCUCUCUCGCCUUGACUACUACAAUCCCCUUCUCAGGUCUUACUUGCUCCCAACUUGCGCCGUUACAGUCUAUAAUGAAUACGGUGGCAAGGCUCAUCUUUCUGUCUGUCUGCACCCUCCCACACUUCCCCGAAGACUUCUUUAGGGCUCCUUUGGAACUCCAUUCCCUGCUUUGUUAGACUUUCACCCAGUCUUCAAAAAAUUAUUGAAAACUCACUUUUUUAGGAAAGCGUAUCAAUUAAACUGUUAAUAGCUUUCCCUCCCCCACACCCUGAUUCCUCUCCUAAAACUGUAAUUAAAAAAAACAAAAACACACUAAGCCCUCAGUGAAUACUACUCUACCCUACGCUACUCUUACCUUUAGUGUCACAGUACCCCACUCCCUCUAGCAUGUAAGCUCAUUGAGCAGGGCCCUCAAUCGCUCUGUUCCUGUGAGUCCUACUCGUCUGGUUACAAAUACGUGUCUUUUAGUCCACCCAUUGUACAGCGCUUUGGAAUUUGAUGACGCUAUAUAAAUAAUAAUAUUAGGAAAUAUAUAGCACCAGUACUUGUUUCUAUCUUCUAUAAAAAGUCAUGCAACGAUCCAAGGAAAACCCACUCUGCUUUGACUAAAACAGUGACUUACACACAUGGAACGGCAGCUGGUGUUUACCGUUUUAUCAAGGACAUAUCUAACAUCAUUUAUAUUCAUAUAAUAUGGAAAACCUCUAAAUAUCACAGCUAAUGAUACUUCAUUUACGGACAUCAAGUCUGGAUGGCUGAGCAUUUUGUGAAUUAUUGUCCGCAAUCCCUCCAUGGACAGUAAAAUUCUAAUUCUCAUCAUCCUCAGCCCUUUACGAGUACCAGCUGAGAAUAAUUUUUUUCAUGCUUGUGCUGAAUCCCACCCUGCCUGCGCUUUCUCUCUGAGCUUUGUCCCUCUGACUCAGUUUGUUAAUAUUGCUGACAUCCGAAUCCCCACCUGUACUUUUAUUAUUAUAACUGGAAGCUGCAAGCAGUGGAAAUCCUGACUCCUCAGAGCCCCACCUGCUACAGAAGAAAUUAUUCUAACAUAGAGCAGUAAUCCACCAACUAACCACUAGAUGGCAGGAAAGUACCUUGCCAAAUGUAGAAUUCUAUUCUGCAUUAGCCGUGGUGUGCUACGUCCUUGUUAUUAGUUAUAAAUGAACAAUUAGUUAAAAAAUUUAAGUUUUUUUUUUUUGCCUUGUAUUGUAUUAAUGAGUUUAUAAAUCAUAAAUCAGUUUAAUUGAUAAUACAGAUAUCUAGUGAAAAAAAGUAAAUUUUAUUAAAAAUGUUGUUUUAGAAAGUUAUAGCCAAAUGCUGAUGUGGCAUGCUAUUCACAGAGCACCCAUCUAAGAUCUGGCAUAGUACUUGCACUAACAGAAACAUGGCUCUCUCUCUGAUACUGCUACACCUGCCUCACUGUCUUUUGGUGGUCUUCACUUUACCCACAACCCAAGACAAGCAGAGAUUAAAGGUGGCGGUGUAGGUUUUCUUCUCUCACCCCACUGCUCCUUUAAAACCCUGUCCACCCCCCCUUCCCUCUCUUUUCCAUCAUUUGAAAUUCAUUUAAUCCGCCUUUUCAAACCCUUCUCUGCUAACAUUGCCGUAAUCUAUUGUCCCCCUGGUUCCCCUCUCCUCUUCCUUGACCACUUUGCUGCCUGGCUACCCUACUUCCUCUCUUCCAACAUCCCAUCCCUAAUUCUUGGAGACUUCAAUAUUCCCAUUAACCCACCUUUAACCCCAGCAGCCUCUAAACUACUUUCAAUCACUUCCUCCCUUGGACUUUUGCAGUGGGCUAAUUCUCCCACUCAUGUAGCUGGCAAUACCCUCGACCUUAUUUUCUCUUAUUCAUGUACAGUAUCUAAUAUCUGCAACACUCCAUUUCCUCUCUCUGAUCACCACCUCUUAUCGUUUGCUCUCAAUUACCCCCUCACCCAAAAAUCUCAGCCUAACCACCCUCAGCUCAGGAGGAACCUUAACUCUAUUGACCUCCAGCAGCUGUCAGCUGACAUUGAUUCACAACUGCUAUCCAUCCCUUCCCUCUCCUGUCCCUCACUGGCCAUCUCCACAUAUAACACUACCCUCACAUCUGCCUUGAACACUGCAGCCCCACUCAAAACAUGCACCUCGAGGAGGACACGACCCCAACCUUGGCAUAAUAAAUCAACACGCUAUCUGCAGAGUUGCUCCCGUUGUGCUGAAUGCUCCUGGAGGAAGUCCCGCACCCAGGUAGACUUUCUCCAUUAUAGAUUCAUGUUGCUUUCAUACAGCGCAGCCCUCUCCCUCGCCAAACAGUCAUACUUUUCCUCUCUCAUUAGUUCAUGCUCCCGCAAUCCCAGACGCCUCUUUGGCACAUUUAAUUACCUUCUCCGCCCUGCUGUGGCCACCCCCCAAACUAACCUUACAGCUGAUAGCUUUGCAUGCUACUUUACCGACAAGAUUGAACAGUUAAGGAAACAAUUCUCCCCUCCUUGCCGUUCUCUUUCUCAACCACAUGUAAAUCUUGCUUUCCCUACCCUCCAGACUUUCUACCCGGCUACUGAACAAGAGGUGGCUGCGCUUCUCCAUUCCUCUCACCCCACCACUUGCCCGCUCGAUCCUGUCCCAUCUCACCUCAUCAGAUCUCUCUCCCCUUGUCUUGUGCCUACCCUAACACACAUCUUUAACUGCUCUCUCUCUUCUGGCACUGUUCCUGCUGACCUUAAACAUGCCACUGUAAUACCUAUCCUGAAAAAAACAUCUCUUGACCCAUCCUCCCCUUCUAACUAUCGUCCCAUAUCCCUGCUCCCUUUCUCAUCAAAGCUUUUGGAAAGACUUGUCUUUACCCGUGUGUCCCGCUUCCUUAAUUCCAACUCUCUCCUUGACCCUCUUCAGUCUGGCUUCCGCCCUCUCCACUCUACUGAGACUGCUCUUAUCAAAGUGACUAAUGACCUAAUCUCCGCUAAAUCCAAAGGUCAUUACUCCAUAUUAAUUCUCCUUGACCUCUCUGCUGCCUUUGACACCAUUGAUCAUGCUCUCCUCCUUCAAACUCUUCAAUCGCUCGGUCUCUGUGACUCUGUCCUCUCUUGGUUUUCCUCCUAUCUCUCCCAACGCUCAUUCAGUGUCUCCUUUUCCAAGGAUACCUCCUCCCCUCGUCCUGUCUCGGUUGGAGUUCCCAAGGGUCUGUCCUUGGUCCCCUUCUAUUUUCUCUUUAUACUGCCUCUCUUGGUAAACUUAUUGCCUCUUUUGGAUUCCACUACCACCUGUACGCUGAUGACACUCAGAUAUACCUCUCCUCCCCGGACCUCUCCCCUGCCGUCCUGCAACGUGUCACUGCUUGCCUUUCUUCCAUCUCUGACUGGAUGUCCUCACGCUUUCUGAAACUUAACCUCUCUAAAACUGAACUCCUUGUUUUUCCUCCUCCUAAUACUGAUCCUCCUCUCUCGCUCUCCCUUCAAGUCAGUGAUAUCCACACAAGUCCAUCCCUGCAAACGCGCUGUCUUGGCGUCAUACUUGACUCUGGUCUCACCUUUGGGUCUCACAUCCAGUUUGUUGCCAAGUCCUGUAGGUUCCAACUCAAAAACAUAGCCCGCAUCCGCCCCUUUCUUAAGCAAGAUGCUACCAAGGAGCUUGUCCAUGCUCUAGUAAUUUCCCUCAUGGAUUACUGUAACCCUCUCCUGAUUGGUCUCCCCAAAAGCCGUAUUGCCCCGCUACAGUCUGUAAUGAAUGCUGCAGCUAGACUGAUUUUCCUCUCUAGUCGGUCCUCUCACCCCUCUGCCAGUCCUUAUAUUGGCUCCCUGUAUGCUAUAGGAGUCAAUUCAAAGUGCUAACCCAUACAUUUAAAGCACUGAACAAUUCUAGCCCCACUUAUAUCUCUUCACUAAUCCAUAGAUAUGCCCCUCCUCGUACCUUCCGCUCUGCCCAUGACCACCUCCUGACCGCUGCUCGCACCCGUACGGACAACUCGCGCUUGCAGGACCUCUCGCGGGCGGCUCCUCUCCUAUGGAAUAGCUUGCCUACUGCCAUCAGACUCUCCCCUAGUCUUCAAUCAUUUAAGAAGGGCCUUAAAACCCAUCUCUUAAGGAAAGCUUAUGGCCUCCCAGAGUAAUCUCUACCUUACAUACCUGUCUCCUGCUCUCUCCUAUGGGACAGUGCUUUGCUCUCUCCUCCAGCUCUGCUUCACUUCUGCCUGCGUUUUGCCUCUGUUCUUCUUUGAUUUGCCCUGCUUGGGACGCAUAAAGGUCCCUGGUACUCUGCUAUAAUAGAGGAAUAAAGGUUCCGGUACUCUCCUAUAAUAGAGGAAUAAAGGUUCCGGUACUCUCCUAUAAUUGAUAAGUAGAGUUUCUGGUACUCAUCUUUAAUUGAGGAAUAAAGGUUUCGGUACUCUCCUAUAAAAGAGGUAUAAAGAUUUCGGUACUCUCCUAUAAUAGAGGAAUAAAGGUUUCGGUACUCUCCUAUAAUAGAGGUAUAAAGGUUUUGAUACUCUCAUAUAAUAGAGACAUAGAUGUUCCAGUACUCUUCUAUAAUAGAGACAUAAAGAUUCCGGUACUCUCCUGUAAUAGAGGUAUAAAGAUUCCGGUACACUCCUAUAAUAGAGGUAUAGAGAUUCCGGUACUCUCCUUUAAUAGAUACAUAGAUGUUCCGGUACUGUCAUAUAAUAGAGACAUAGAUAUUCCAGUACUCUCCUAUAAUAGAGACAUAAAGAUUCCGGUAUUCUCCUAUAAUAGAGGUAUAAAGAUUCCGGUACUCUCUUAUAAUAGAGGUAUAAAGAUUCUGGUACUCUCAUAUAAUAGAGACAUAGAUGUUCCGGUACUCUCAAAUAAUAGAGACAUAGAUGUUCCGGUACUCUCAAAUAAAAGAGACAUAGAUGUUCCAGUACUCUCCUAUAAUAGAGGUAUAAAAAUUCCGGUACUCUCCUAUAAUAGAGGUAUAAAGGUUUUGGUCCUCUCAUAUAAUAGAGGUAUAAAGAUUCCGGUACUCUCAUAUAAUAGAGACAUAGAUGUUCCGGUACUCUCAAAUAAUAGAGACAUAGAUGUUCCAGUACUCUCCUAUAAUAGAGGUAUAAAGAUUCCGGUACUCUCAUAUAAUAGAGACAUAGAUGUUCCGGUACUCUCAAAUAAAAGAGACAUAGAUGUUCCAGUACUCUCAUAUAAUAGAGGUAUAAAGAUUCCGGUACUCUCCCAUAAUAGAGGUAUAAAGAUUCCGAUACUCUCCUGUAAUAGAGGUAUAAAGAUUCCGGUACUCUCCUAUAAUAGAGGUAUAAAGAUUCCGGUACUCUCCUAUAAUAGAGACAUAAAGAUUCCGGUACUCUCCUAUAAUAGAGGUAUAAAGGUUUUGGUCCUCUCAUAUAAUAGAGACAUAGAUGUCCCAGUACUCUCCUAUAAUAGAGACAUAAAGAUUCCGGUACUCUCCUGUAAUAGAGGUAAAAAGAUUCCGGUACUCUCCUUUAAUAGAUACAUAGAUGUUCCAGUACUCUCAUAUAAUAGAGACAUAGAUGUUCCGGUACUCUCAUAUAAUAGAAACAUAGAUGUUCCAGUACUCUCCUAUAAUAGAGACAUAAAGAUUCUGGUACUCUCCUAUAAUAGAGACAUACAGAUUCCGGUACUCUCCUAUAAUAGAGGUAUAAAGGUUUUGGUACUCUCAUAUAAUAGAGACAUAGAUGUUCCGGUACUCUCCUAUAAUAGAGGUAUAAAGAUUCCAGUACUCUCAUAGAAUAGAGACAUAAAGAUUCCGGUACUCUCCUAUAAUGGAGGUAUAAAGGUUUUGGUACUCUCAUAGAAUAGAGACAUAGAUGUCCCAGUACUCUCCUAUAAUAGAGGUAUAAAGAUUCCGGUACUCUCCUAUAAUAGAGGUAUAAAGGUUUUGGUACUCUCAUAGAAUAGAGACAUAGAUGUCCCAGUACUCUCCUAUAACAGAGGUAUAAAGGUUUCGGUACUCUCCUAUAAUAGAGGUAUAAAGAUUCCGGUACUCUCCUAUAAUAGAGGUAUAAAGGUUCCAGUACUCUCCUAUAAUAGAGACAUAAAAAUUCCGGUACUCUCCUAUAAUAGAGGUAUAAAGAUUCCGGUACUCUCCUGUAAUAGAGGUAUAAAGAUUCCGGUACUCUCCUUUAAUAGAGGUAUAAAGGUUCCAGUACUCUCAUAGAAUAGAGACAUAGAUGUCCCAGUACUCUCCUAUAAUAGAGAUAUAAAGAUUCCGGUACUCUCCUAUAAUAGAGGUAUAAAGGUUCCAGUACUCUCCUAUAAUAGAGGUAUAAAGAUUACGGUACUCUCCUAUAAUAGAGGUAUAAAGAUUCCGGUACACUCCUAUAAUAGAGGUAUAAAGGUUUUGGUACUCUCAUAGAAUAGAGACAUAGAUGUCCCAGUACUCUCCUAUAAUAGAGACAUAAAAAUUCCGGUACUCUCCUAUAAUAGAGGUAUAAAGAUUCCGGUACUCUCCUGUAAUAGAGGUAUAAAGAUUCCGGUACUCUCCUUUAAUAGAUACAUAGAUGUUCCAGUACUCUCAUAGAAUAGAGACAUAGAUGUCCCAGUACUCUCCUAUAAUAGAGACAUAAAGACAUAAAGCUCUCCUAUAAUAGAGGUAUAAAGGGUACUCUCCUAUAAUAGAGGUAUAAUAGAGGUAUAAAGAUUCCUUUACACUCCUAUAAUAGACGUAUAAAGGUUCCAGUACUCUCCUAUAAUAGAGGUAUAAAGGUUCCAGUACUCUCCUAUAAUAGAGACAUAAAGAUUCCGGUACUCUCCUAUAAUAGAGGUAUAAAGGUUUUGGUGCUCUCAUAGAAUAGAGACAUAGAUGUCCCAGUACUCUCCUAUAAUAGAGGUAUAAAGGUUCCGGUACUCUCCUGUAAUAGAGGUAUAAAGAUUCCGGUACUCUCCUUUAAUAGAUACAUAGAUGUUCCAGUACUCUCAUAGAAUAGAGACAUAGAUGUCCCAGUACUCUCCUAUAAUAGAGACAUAAAGAUUCCGGUACUCUCCUAUAAUAGAGGUAUAAAGGUUCCAGUACUCUCCUAUAAUAGAGGUAUAAAGAGUACUCUCCUAUAAUAGAAGGUUCCAGUACUCUCCUAUAAUAGAGACAUAAAGAUUCCGGUACUCUCCUAUAAUAGAGGUAUAAAGGUUUUGGUACUCUCAUAGAAUAGAUACAUAGAUGUCCCAGUACUCUACUAUAAUAGAGACAUAAAGAUUCCGGUACUCUCCUAUAAUAGAGAUAUAAAGAUUCCGGUACUCUCCUUUAAUAGAUACAUAGAUGUUCCAGUACUCUCAUUUAAUAGAUACAUAGUUGUUCCAGUACUCUCCUAUAAUAGAGGUAUAACGAUUCCGGUACUCUCCUAUAAUAGAGGGAUAAAGGUUCCGGUACUCUCCUAUAAUAGAGGUAUAAAGAUUCCGGUACUCUCCUAUAAUAGAGGUAUAAAGAUUACAGUACUCUCCUUUAAUAGAUACAUAGUUGUUCCGGUACUCUCCUAUAAUAGAGACAUACAGAUUCCGGUACUCUCCUAUAAUAGAGACAUAGAGGUUCCGUUACUCUCCUAUAAUAGAGGUGUAAAGGUUCUAGUAAUCUCCUAUAUGAAGGAAAGAAAUGUUAUUAGAAUAUUAGAAUACAGAUUCUGGCAUUCUCCUGUACUAGGAGAAACACAGUGGUAUUUAAUUCUGGCAUGGAGCUCCCUAUAGAAAGCUCUGGUGCACGAAUAGUUAACCAGUAGCAAUGCCGGGAUCUUUGAUUGCUCUAUCUUGUUUGUAGGAAGAAGGCUGUAAAUGAUUUCAGUCCAUGUGUUGUGCGAGCACUGAGGCCGUCCCUGUAACACACGCAAUGUGCCGAUCAUAAUGCAAAGCAGAAGGCAGCAAGAACCACAAGCAGAAAUAAUUCCAUACGGACUGGGCUACACCUCAGUCCAAAGCUGCAGGGCGGAGGUUUUCACAGGAAAGGGUCACACGUCAGGAUCCCACAGUGAUGUCAAAAGAUUCCAAACAAACUGUGCACAUCAUGCCAAACGAGCCUGUUAGCAUCGCAGUGCCUGGGUGGAGGGCAGCCCGGCAAAGCGGCAAUUUAAAGGACCAGACUGCACGCGUGGCCUUACAUUUGAAUUCUCACUUUAGUGAAUACCUCUGCCAGUGUGAUAGUAUAGGGAUAAGUCUGCAGGAUGGUGAGCGCCACACUUGAGUAUUUAACAUAAGGUAAAUAUUCUUUUCGCACAGAUGGUGAAAGUGUGAAUGGAACAUAUCAGAUUGGUGGGAUUGUGAUCGUAUGUUUAACGGCUCGUCGGCAGCCAUAACGCGAGGCUUUAAGUUCCCUAUAUCUCAGGUACUCGUAGUGCCAGUAGGAAUUUGGUGCAUCGCUACAUGUGCACAAUACAAUCCCAAGAAUGCCGCCACGCACAAGAUGGUGUAUUUAUCCAGGAUAAUAGAGCUGCGGGGACAAAGUGAGGAACAUUCUGAGAAAUGGGAAUUGCCUGAAAUUUAAAGUGAAUCUCAAAAUUGGUGCUAAAAUAGUUGUAUGAAAAUUACAUUUUAAGGUUGUCGUUUUUUGUGCCGCGAAUGUUAAAUUCCCUUUUUAUUCCCAGCAAUUCCCACCUUAGUGAAUAACAAUGUGAGUGUUCUGUUCUAACAAGUGAUCUAAGAGUGGGGCGAUCACCAUAGAAACCAGUGGAACCAGCAGCCACAUUCCGAUGCUGACUCCAACACUUUACAUAUUUGAAGCACUGUCUGGGACAGAACUCUUGGUAAAUCUCCCCAUUCUAGGUGUAGGUCUAGUUUAUUCUUUUUUCCCAGCAGAUGUGAGCUGCAAUCUGAUAAAUAAUUUACACCAACAGAAAUGGUUUGAAACCAAUAUUGGAAAUAAAAUUAUUAAUUUAAGUUAUGACGUAUGAAGAAGCUAUCAGCAGGGCCUGGGGCACAAGAUAUAAAUGAAUGACUGUCUGACCGUUUGAGGCAGGCGGCAGAUAUGAGCUGUGGGCGGGGUCACCAGAAUGAUCUCCCAUUGGCUGAGUUUAUUCCCCCCCCACCAUCAGGUGUUUUCACUCUUGUUCUUUUUAUCCCACACACUGCGAUGUUACAAUGUAACUGCUUGUGUAAUCUGUUACAUAUUAAUCAGAAAUACUCUACUUCAAACCACUUUGUCGGCCAGUCAUACAGUGCGAUUGCCCCCUUGUUCCUCCCAUUGCGCAGUUUGUUACUCAUUAAGCAGGAGAGAAUUUUUCCGCGAUCAGCAUUUGAUUUUUAACUAGAUCGCAGCUGACAGUUCCUCUGCAAACAUUAACCGGCACUGGCACUGUGUCUGCUAGUGGCCUGGCUCUCGGAAUAACUAAACACUUUGGAUGGCUUUCCCCAUUAAUGACUCACUUGUCCUUGUGGUCACAAAGAGUCAUUUCAAUAACUAACUGACAAAGAGCCAGAUUAGCACAGGGUGCUAUAGGACAGCAGCUCAGAUCCUGCGUGUGUGAUCUCUGGUCACUAUAAUACAUUGCAGUGUCUGUACAUUAUCUCAGCCGCACGCAUACAAUUAUUCAUAUAGUGCCAACAUAUUCUGCAGCACUGUACAACAGGUAAAAAAAUAAAAAGGCACAUGUUUGACAUACGGGGACAAUGGGUGAAGAGGGCUCUGUCCAGACGAGCUUACAUGGAAUCGUGUACACCGACACCAAUCACUCCUUCAAAAAUGACAUAAACAAAGACAUCGUCAUCUUCAAGCUACACUCAGAGAGGUAGAAACACCAGCGACUGGUUUUCAGGAAACCUGUAAGGGGUCCAUUUAUUUACUUUGUACAUUAUUUAAGGAUAAAAAUGGUGUAAAUCUAGCCCAAAUAAUCCCUUUACACUGCCGCUCUCACUGGCUGUAAGCGUUAGCUGCACACUGACAGCCAAUCAGCACAGUCCUCUAUGGGUCAUGCUUGUACUCAGUGAAGACAUUUGGCUUCUGUUGGAGGAGAAGACCGAAUGUGACUCAGGUGCCUUGGAAACCCAGGUAGUUUGUCAAACUGUGCUAAACCGGUUUGACAAAUUACAUUGCAAGGGCACCAUAACCACUACAGUAAAUAUAUUUCCCCCCAUCGUUAGAAGAUAUGUUCCAGUCCAGUAAUCCAUUACUAUCCCGUUCUCAUACCUGCACCUCUAACCUGACACCUCUAUAUAGAAUGCCCUCCUGCACAACAUCUGACUCUUCCCGUCUCUCUGCAGUCCUUCAAAAAUCCUAAAAGGGAUCUCCCCAUCUCUGCACUCCUUCAAAAAUCCUUAAAGGGACACUAUAGGCACCCAGACUACUUCAUUUCACUGAAGUGGUCUGGAUGCACUGUCCCCCUCAGUCCUGUAAUGUAAAACAAUGUAGGUUCUCUCCAUUGACUGACAUUGGAGGAGGCCAACCCAGCACAGAGGGACAUCGGUGUUUAAAGGGCUUAUAAACCUUUAUAUGGCCGGGGGAGGACGCGGGGCAGAGGGAGUAUAGUGUAGGAAAUCAACUUUGUAUUCUUAGGAUUGCAGUGUUCCUUUAUAAACAUCCUUAGAGAAGCCUGUCAGUUGGCCUUUUAACUCCUCAUCCACUACAACCAUCCUUGGUUAUCUCCCUUCUACUGUUACCCCUCCUCCAAAUCAGCUAUCCUCAGAUAUAACCAAAUUCCCUUAUGUCCCUCUGUGUAUUUGUUCAGGGCCAUCUUCAUCUGCUGUUCUCAAAUAAUAAUAGCAAAGCAUUUAACCAGGAAAGGUACAUUCAGAUUACUCUGGUUUUCAAAUACGUCCUGGGGAUGUUACUUUAAAAUGUCAAACUUGUUUUGUCAGAAUGAAUUGUCUUGGUCUAUUAUACAGCGCUGCGGAGUAUGUUGGUGCUAUAUAAAUAAUUGUAAUUGUCACUUCGUACUGUUUAGAUUUGUAUUGUAUAUUGCAUCUAAUGGCAGAGUUGAUGAGAAGUGUUUUUGCUUCUUGUUUUAGGAUCUUGGUAUAUUGACGCCAUUGUAAAAUCUGAGUCUUUUGAAGAAGGUCGUACCGAGAUGAUGAUGCAAAGCCAGGCAGAGGCUCAGGAGCUGAGAAAGGUAAAAUCUAAAGAUCUAUCACUGAAACUCACUAGAUUAUUCCUGCUUCUUCUAGAAUCCCCUCCAGGAUAAUUUAUCCCAGCGGUUUACCCUUCGAAAGUGAAUGACAUGAUUGAGCUGGGAAAUAAUGUAAUAAAUGGUUGGAUAAAAAAAACGGGAGUUUGCAUCACAGCCUAGUGGCACCAUGGUCACAAAUAUGGGCUGUAGUGGUUAUGGUGCUUAGGCAGCCCCUGUAAUACUGUUUUAUCAUUACAUUUGUACAUGCAUUGCCACUGCAUUUUACAUUAAUGAAUAUUCAGAAUUGCUCUUCCCUGCUUGAUUUCCUCUGAUUUUGCUGCCGGUCGAGGAUUCCAAGAUGUACCAGUUUUGUGGGUGUAUCCGGUAAGAAUUGUAACCACAGUGAUUAUUAAGUGGUUGGCAAUGCUGCAAGUUUGUAUAUUUGUGGGUUGCUACAGUCUUGCUAUUCUUAGAAAACCAUAUGCAGGAUAUGCUACAGAACCACACAUAUACAUUAUCCAGCAACUCUUCUCAAACAAAUCUAACCAGGGGAAUCAUCACACGGCUUUCAAUCACUCAGUGGAUCAAAUCAGGUGGAUUCAAUUUCAGAGAAAGCCUUUUCUCAUUAUUUUAGCCGUUACGUAUGUAUGAGCCAUUCUGCAGCUCCGUGUGUUUCUUAAAGAAAUAGUGAAAGAUUUAUGGUUCCCUUCAAUCACUUGUUUGAGUUUAACGCACCUACAAAACAGGCAUUUAAAAUCAUAUUUAAAAGCAUGUGGUGUUCACAGCUUAUUUUGAAAAACUGUAGCCACGAUUGUGUCUGAUCGUGUCAUAACAUCAAUGGAACUGUCAGUAAGCUGAUAGCAUACCUCCCAACAUGUGAAGCUAUAAGAUCAGGAUGGGUGGGCAACGGGGGACAUCAUUGGCAAUACCUGUAAUGGCCCCAAACAUAACGUACUGUGCAGAGAGUGUUGCUGAAUGGUCCUAAUGCCUGUUCACAGCGCUCGCUUGUCUAGUGAGGCGCUUGCUCUGUAAUGCCCAAAGAUUGGUACGUGGUGUACAAGUAUGUGGGAGAAUACAGAACUAAAUCUGGUAAGUCAAAUAUGCCCUUCUUAAAUUGGGACUGAUGGGAGGCCUGUGAUAAUAGAUGUUUUAACAUCAACUGCAUUUAUCCUGUAUGAGGAAUGGGAUUCAUGCCAAGUAAUUAAAGUGACACUAUAGGCAUCAAAACAACGUUAGCUUAAUGAAACAGGUUUUGUGUAUAGAUCAUGCUUCUGAAGUCUCACUGAUCAAUUCUCUGGCAUUUAUAAGUUAAAUCACUUUUGUUUCUGGUUAUGCAGCCCUAGGUACACCUCCCCUAGCUGUGACUCGCACAACCUGCAUGAAAAAAUAAACUGUUUUAUUUGCAAUCAGAUGUUAACUAACUUUGGAAGUUUUUAUCUCCUGCUCUGUAAAUUGACUUUUAAUCACACACAGGAGGCUCCUGCAAGGUCUAGCAAGCUAUUAACAGGGCACAAUAUAAGAAAUUCUAAAUUAAACAGAAUGUGCAAUAAAGGAAGUUUAAACAUUAGAUCUUACUUCACAGAAAGUGUUUUGGAAGGCUGUGCAUGCUACAUGCAGGGAGGUGUGACUAAGGCUGUAGUUAAAAAAAAAAAAAGGAAAAAAAAAAGAGAUAUUUAACUCUUAAAUGGCUGAGAAUUUAGCAGUGAGACUGCAGGGGCAUGAUCUAUACACCAAAACUGCUUCAUUAAGCUAAAGUUGUUUUGGUGCCUAGAGUGUCCCUUUUACAAUAUAAACCUCUAGGGAUCAGACUCCAGUUUAUAGAAUGAAAGCAUCUUGAUUGGCUGAGCUACUUCCUGGUCUGGACAAAGUUCUCAGCAAAACCUGAAAAUCCAGCACUUUAAGGCAAGUGCCUUAUUUUGUUCAAAUGUUUAUAUUGUAUUUUUAUAUGCAUUAAUUAUCAUUGACUUCAUACAUUAAAACAGAAGUCACUUCUAGCCUGGGAAAUCAAAGUGCACAUUUAUUUUCACAUUUUAAUUCCUAACUUAGAGCAUCGAACUUUGCCAAUCUUUUCCGGGAGAUGCAUAGAUCUGCCUAUUGUGGAUACAUUUAUUUUCUACCUUAGUGUCUACAGUAAAGCAAAGCUGAAGUAACAGAGAACUGACAGUUUUAUUACUGAACUAGGAAUUCUGGAGAAUUUACCAGGGAAUCACACAUUUAUUCCAAAAUUAAAAAAAAAGAAGUGGAGAAUUUUUCUAUUUUGGCAUAAAAUGUCCAGCUGUCUUAUCAGUUCUCCACAGAUCCCAGUUUAGCAAAUAAAUCCCUUAGUUCCUUUUGUUAUGAAACUUUUCUUUAUUAACUUUUCAUAUAAAUAAAAUGAUACAUCUAUUUGCCCAAGUUUAAGAAAAAUGUAAGUAUUAAAUUAAUCCAUGUGGUGUAGAUUUUUUUGCUUCCUGUAAAGAAUCCUCAUUUGUCAGUUCUAGUCUUUGCCCUGCAUCUCGAUUCCUACAUCAGUCCCUCUUACACGCCAACCAUUUGUAUUCACAUCAUUUAUAAACCUUUCCUGGCUCUCGUAAAGCCACAUUUAAUGAAUAAAGUGGAAUAUCAGAUGAUAAAAAAUAAAUAAAUAACAGGUUUCGCUGAAGAAUUGAAUUUUUUUUAUACAUAUAGAAGACUAUUGUGAACGCCUGUCAGACGUACACCAAAGUAUUCAUCUGAUCAAAAUAUCCAAACAUUUGUGGUCGUGUGGGCUGAGGUCCAUCAGUCUUAUUGAUUUUUGGGAAGCCAGCUCAGUUUCUGAGGCCUGCGGGCAGACACGAUGCUGGUAGGUGUAGGAGAGAGACUGACAAUAUUUCGAGAGGAAUGCGGUUUAGAGGGGAAGGGGCAGUAACUGUAACUGGUCGUUCAUUAACCGCAUUAAAACAUUUAGAAGCAGAAUGAACGUGCGGUCGUUCGGAAUAGAUAGUAUUACGUUGCCUCGUUUUCAAACAUUAAACCUGUUGAAAAUAGCAAAGUGAAAUAAGAGCGAUCGCAGAUUGCAGUGAGGCCUUCUGAAGGUAUAUAUUGAAAUCCCCAGAAUGAUAAAAAUAAUUGCAUUGUUUUCAAAUGCAUAACAGGGUAAGCUUGCGAUAGAUUCGUCAUCAGUAGUUGUGUGAUCACAGUUUAAUCUAUAUAUUCUCUAGUGUGACGGGCUAGUGGUUUGAAACUAAGAACAGCUAAACGCACCCUUGCUAUUCAUAGCAGUUCAUAUUUUUAUUUUUGUCCAAUUUUCUCUAAUGCGUGUGCGUGUGCGUGCUCGUGUUAGCACAGUGCUCUACUGAAUGACGCUUACCUUUCCCACUCCUGACAGCAAAUGAGAAAUUAUUGUAAAUUAAAUUUUUACCAAUGGUUACAAUGAAAGUCUAAGUAAAAGCCCUGCAUUUAACAAAAGAGGUCUAUAUUGCAACUCUCAGGGUUAUUGGCUAAAGUGGGAAUUGUCCGGGAUUCAAACAGAAAUUUACAGAAAUUGCUGAAUUUCUAAAUCUUCCAUCAAUGUGAAUGACGCAACUACUGUUUCUUACUAAAAAGUUGUUUUGGUUUUUAAAAUUGAUUUUGAUGAUCAAAAAUACUAUUUAGCGGGUUAUUUACUCCUAUUUGACUUACAAGUUUACGAGUUUAGAAAAUAUAUGUAUUUAUGACAUUUUAUAUUGUCAUUUGAAAACCCAGACUUUUUUCAAACAAACUGGUUACAUAGAAACUUGGACGUGGAACAAUGUUCAACAACAUUUCCGGUUUGUAUUAAUCACUAAUUUGUAGCUUAACCAACCCUGUAAAGACCAAUGACAUUUUGUAAUUACAUUAUAAUUCAGUCUCGCUCCUAAUAAUUAUUAAAUUAUUACUCUACAAUACAGUUCUGGUGGCAUUGAAAGAGUUACAACUUUCUAUCUUGGCAUAGUAUUAUUUAGGAACAGUGCUGCAGAAAAGUGAGCACAGGCAGUCUUUGGUUCUUAAGGGUUAAAAAAAUAAGAAAUUCAUAACAUUACCAGUGUAAUUCUGAAAUGAAGAGUUUUUAAUCUUUAUUGCUAACAUCUGGGUUUUGGAAGCAGGACUGGUUUUUAGUGGUCGGUAGUAUUUGUGUAUCCCUGACUAGACAGCUUGUCAUCAUUCUUGCUUCUGAAACAGUCAGUGACCAAGGCUUGGCCAGACUUCAGACCCCAAGCAAUUCUUCUGGCCACCUGCUUGGGACAUUUUGCGUGUGCCACAGCCAAAAAUACGACAUGGAUUGAAGACUGACGGAAUCUCUGCAGUGUCACCCACCACGUCUAAACUUUGCUGAACAUCCCCAUAAUUCACUAGAAAACUAAAUAUGACCUGAAAUCCCAGCACAACAUUUUCACCCACAAACUAAACAAGGAGAUAAAAUGACGGUUUAGUUUAUCGAUGCAGGAGAAUAAGCUACUCUGCAUCUAUAUACUGCUCCAUGAAUGCUCUUUAACCUGAUUUAGUACGUUGAGCCUUUUCCUGAUAUGUUUAUGCUCCUUCCGAGUAAUUUCCAAAAAGCACAGUGACCACUUUUAUUCUCACCACUGGUAUCACACCGUGAAUAUUUGGUCCAUCAAUAGAAAAUACAUCUUUCUUUAAUUCUGCUGUGCAUGAAUCGACUCCAGAAAACCACUGAUUGCCAGCUUUGCCUUAAGACUGGCAAAGCAUUGUACUGUCUACUUUAUUUUCCCAGUUUGCUAAAUAUCAUUAGAUAUAAGAGACACAGAGGCCUACACUGUCUUUGUCAGUGUGCAUACCCUGGCAUAAUUGUAUUGGGAAACUCAAAUGUUACAAAUACAUGUAUUCCUAACGAUAGGGCGUUUUUAGAUUAAUGACCCCCAACAAUUAAAUAAAUAGUGUUCCUGACCUUUCAUCCCCCAGUGCCAGUCUUGGUGCAACAGCCAUUUCUCUCCUACUGAGUGCAUCAUUACAGAUGAUCUCAACUAAUCCAGUACUUUCUGUAGAGAAGCAUUGGGGGGAAACGGAGCUAAUGCUCAUGUGCAGCAAUCGCUGCGCUCUGCCAAUCAGUAUCUCCUCACAGAGAUACAUUAAAUUAAUCCAUCUCUAUGAGCAAUGUCUGGUGUCCCCAUGUCACCGUGAAGAUAUUGACUGUCAGUCCACCAAUGAUUGCAGAACCUCACCAGGAAGGGCCUUUAGUGACUGUCUGAGUGACUGCACAGAGAGGUGUUACUAGCCAGCAAUGUGAACAGUGAGGUUACUCUGAAAAGACAGCGUUUACUUUGAAAAGCCUGCAGGAACAUGCUACAGGCACCAGAAUCACUACAUUUAGCUUUAGUUGAUCUGAUGACUAUAGUGUCCCUUUAAAUAAAGGGGGAAAAGUAAGUUUAUCCAAAAUGACAGAUGAAAGGGACAGAUUUGUGUAAACAAUGUCCUUCUUCAUAUUAUUAAUUCACAAUAAAUGUCCAUAGCAUUUGUGCUCAUGUUUCACUACUUGCAUAUGGGUUUCGAAGAUCAAAGUUUUUUAAGAACCGUAGUCAAUAAUACAGUAAUUAAUCACCUAGAAGGCUCACAGCUGACACUCCGCUCACCUUUAACUUGUUUGGUUCCCACCUCUGGCCUCCUCUGUUAUCUGAUUGAUAUCUGUAAUAAAACCAUUAUGUUUUGGUAACUGGGCAGUGACAACAGUUAAAUCAGGACACAUAUCUAGCGGCUUCUUUCUUGUGUGUUUUUGUCCUUGGUUCUGGUGUAGGCGGUGUGACCCUUCUAAGAAGUGUUGGAACACAAUAGUCGUCUGUCUCCACAAACAUAAUGCCAAUGACACAGUGCUGAUUCUUCAAAAGCGACCUAACAAGAAUGGUUUAUUUAUUAUUUUUUUCACCAUUUUAUUUAGUUUUAUUGGAAAGUGAUAAUUGGUUUUGCCUUAUAUGGCCACAUUUCCUUUUUGACUACAGCUGCACAACGUGACACUUACCUGUACGAUAUUGAUAGACUGUGCUGUCUCUCUCAUAGUUUUUCUAUGAAAGCUCAGGCAGUCUUGCUGUUUGUCCACGCUGGCUUCCAGUUUAGUUUCCAAUUUCCUUGCACAAGUAGUUUUGCUCAUUAUUUUUCAAAUGGAACUGAUUGCAUCCGGUUUAUAAACUAUUAAUUCACCAUGAUAAAAAUAAUUGGAACUAUCUUUUAUCAAACUUCCCAUCUAAGUUUAAUAUUUUGUUCCACUGCUUUGCAAAAUGUGUCUCUGUCUUCCUCUCUCACGUAGCAUUUAAAUACCUUGAAGACCUUCCACCAAUGUGCUCUCUCAGUCCUUGUUAGUAAAUUCUCCUGACUCAGCACCUCCACUUCAUGCCAGUCUCUCUACUUCUGAUAGCAGUAUAUGUCACAUAAUGAGUAAAUAUAUACCGGGGUAUUGUGUAAGCAGUGGUGGGCUCAAACCAACUUUCGAACAAGGCACAGCAUGAGUGUCUCAGGUCUCGGCUGUAGAGUGGGUGAGCACUUUUAGAUGGAGGAUGGUGGGUAUUUAUAGUAAGAGAUAUUAAAACUAUUAGUGACAGGCAGCACAGAACUCUCUGUCAGAAAUGUCCCCCUCACCUUCAUUCCCCUGAUUUUCCUUGGGUUUAUAUAUAUUAAUUCUAUAUUUGAGUAAAUUUUCUUGCUUAAUCAGCCAUUGGGCAGUCAGUAAGGCUAUUGGGGAGAGAAAAAGAUAAUAUUAUACACUUACAUUUGGCAGGGGCUAGGCUCUGCUGCUGUGCUUUUGCUGUGUUACAUCAUGUGAGCACUGUAACUCCACAUCCUGGUUCUAUCAGCCAAUAAUGGCCCCAGAAUUGAGAGGCCAAUAGCAUGCCUCCCCUCAUGGGCAGUCCGAAUGGCGACUCAAUUAAAAUCUCUGAAAUUCCUUCUUAAAGGACACUAGGCAUGUGCAAAACCUGCUGAAACAGGACAGAUUUCAAACCUGCCCCAUUUUUUAACAUACCUACAAGCUCUCAAAUAAGCUUCUCCAAACAGCUACCAACAAGGGAGGAGGGGCCUUGCAGAACAGAAACCUAUUACAGUAUUAAAUUAGAGGUACUCGUUUUUUAUAUAUUUUUUUGGCUUACGACACUCGCUUCUAGAAAAAUAAUCUUGACAUUUCUAAAUUACUGCAAAUACAUUUUCCCGACAUUAACACUGGUGGGGAGCUGCCCUAAAUGCUCCUAUCGACGAGCAUCCACUGUUCGAGGUUGCUCGGAAAAAGUUCGGGCAGGAGUAAUGUAGUAAACACAGAGAAUCGAGAUUAGAUGUGAGUACGGCACAGCAUGAUUUAAUUAAUUUACAUAACAGGCAAAGAUGGUAAAUGAAAAUAAAUUCUACUCCAAAGAAUUAAAUAUAAUAGUACAACAAAUAGCUGACAUAUGGUUAGGCUGUGCUAAAAUUGAAGAAGUGACAAUUCCUCUUAAAACUUGAGCAGUUUAAUAAGGUUUGUUUUCACGUUUUCAAUAUUUCUUGUCAAUCUAUUUAUAGAAAAUUAAAAUUAACUUUAUUCUUAGCUAAGGCUCUUAAUUGUGAACUCUUGUGCGGCUUUCUCCUGGCAUUAAAACCAGUUGUCAGUUUGCUCUGGGGGAAGCAUUGUGUAUAUUGUUUGUUUCAUAAUGUUUAGUGAAAAUAAUAAUAAUAAUAAUACACUCACUGGCCUCCCAACAGCCCUGAUUUUGUCAGAACAGUCCCCGUCCUGUUCUGGUUAUGGGUAUAACUGGGAAUACCAGAAAGCACACCGCAAGUCUUUAGAUAUACAUGUGAUGUGCUCAGGGCUGUUUGACCUCAGUGGGGGUUCCUGGUUGAUUGGCAGGCAGUCUGGCUGCAUUUCACAAUUUCAGCUCCACCAAUUAUAAGCCUACCUGGGCAAUGCCAACCUCAUGCCUUUGGUUAUGUAGGGGUUAGUCCUCAUGUUUCACUUUUUUUUUUUUAAUGAUGAUGUUAAGGGCAUUUUUAAGGGUUAAUGGGACACUAUUGUCACCAAACAACUUUAUCUUAAUGAAGCAGUUUUGGUGUAUAGAACAUGCCUCUGCACACUCACUGCUUAAUUCCCUGCCUUUUAGGAGUUAAUUCACUUUUUUGAUGUAGUCUUGCACAUGACUCCUUGCAUCUGACUUACACAGCCUUCCUAAACACUUCCUGAAAAGAGUCAUCUAAUGUUUAAACUUCAUUUAUUGCAAAUUCUAUUGCAUUUAGAAUUUCUUAUCUCCUGCUCUGUUAAUACCUUGCUAGACCCUUGAGGAGCCUCCUGUAGUAUGUAACUAAAGUUCAAUUUACAGAGCAGGAGAUAAAAACUUUUAAAGUAAUUUACAUUUGAUUAAAAAUGAAACUAUUUUGUUUUCAUGCAGUCUGUGUCGGUCUCAGCCAGGGGAGGUGUGGCUAGGGCUGCAUAAAGAGAAACAAAAGUGAUUUAACGUCUAAAUGGCAGUGAAUUGAGCAGUAAAACUUCAGGGGCAUAAUCUGUGCAUCAAAACGGAUUCAUUAAGCUAAAGUUGUUUUGGUGACUAUAGUGUCCCUUUAAGCAUCAUAUUAGGAAUAUUGAUAGAGAUGGUAUUUGGGUUAAGAUUAAGGUUUGAAUUAGGAUUAGUAAACCAAAUUAGUAAUCACAGGUUUAGGGUUAUGGCCAGAGUCUAUUCUAACAAUAAUUAAAAGUAUCACAUUAUGUAUAUAUAUAUAUAUAUAUAUACCCUCAAAUAAUAUGUAUUAUGUGCCCCAUUGUAAUGCUGUACGAAUGCAGUCUCCUCUCUUGCAGAUCCUCAUGAAGCUGAAGUGUAUUGCAUUGGAGGCAGAAAGUGAGCUGGAGAGGCAAGAUGAAAUGUUGGAAGAUAUUAGUUCAUCCGGUGACAGAGCGUUGGGUCGUAUCGAUAAAAACGUCCACAGAAUGAGGAAACUACUGUAGGAACCCAGCCAGGGCUCCGCGUCGCUUGUUCAUGUAAUAAUGGACUUCAUUUCAUUGAAUUAAAUUGUUUACAUACUUAUUUAUAGAUUAUUUAUUUAACUAUUAUUUGUGAAUGUUGAUGCCACAAACUUUGCACUCAGCCUUACCAAACCAUAUUUAGAGUAAAGUAGUUCUAUGCUUGUUGCAUCUAAUUAUAUUUAACCAUCUACAAAACAUUAGGUUUUUUCCCCCCCAGUUAUUUUCAGUGUUACAAGUCUCAGCCACUAAAUUAUAAAUUGUCAGGAUUUAAAGUGAUUUUCAGAUAAUUUUUUUGACAAAAUCGAUAAUGUUUGG
This is a messenger RNA of Pelobates cultripes (western spadefoot toad), 31304 nucleotides long. The record is from the annotation of a GenBank genome assembly. NCBI's taxonomy places the organism in Eukaryota, Metazoa, Chordata, Amphibia, Anura, Pelobatidae.